Molecule: messenger RNA, 901 nt
Organism: Alnus glutinosa
Lineage: Eukaryota; Viridiplantae; Streptophyta; Magnoliopsida; Fagales; Betulaceae
Exons: 1
Coding region: 100-843 (247 amino acids)
Source: RefSeq, a predicted model, not a curated record
CCAGCCACUAAUAAACACACCCUUCUUUUCUUGCCCUUCUAGUCUCUCUCCUAACCCUAUCUCCCCCGGCUCCUCUCUCUCUCUCUGUCUCUCUCUCCCAUGUGGGCACCAUGGUUAAGAUCACCAAGCAGGGUCCGUACCACAUCAAAGCCAUCCCCACUAAAUUUCUCUUGCUCAUCCUUCAAAGACAUCCAAACCCUCUGCGAUGAAGAAUCCAAAUCCAAUCCCGAACCCAAAUCCCCAAAGUCGCCAUCCAUUUUCCACCGGGUCCGGGUCUCCGCCUCAGUCCUCCGCGCCUUGGCCCGCCGCAAUGCAACUCCACCACCAUCCCCUGCCCAGUCAUCACAACCGUCCAUCACACUCCCCGGCGCUGAUCAACGCAUCGUGCUCUACUUCACGAGCCUCCGCGUCGUACGCAAGACCUUCGAGGACUGCAGGACCGUUAGAUCGAUUCUCCAAGGCUUCCACCUCCCGAUCGACGAGCGAGAUGUAUCGAUGGACGCCCAGUUCUUAGACGAGCUGCAGGAGAUCAUAGGGUAUCAGAAGUUUAGCCUACCUUUAGUUUUCAUUGGUGGGAGAUACAUCGGUGGGGCCGAGGAAAUCAGACAGCUGCAUGAGAAUGGGGAGUUGAAAAAAUUAAUCGCGCGGUUGCCGGUGGUGGACCCGAAUGCGUGUGAUCUAUGUGGAGGGCUUAGAUUCAUUGUAUGUGAACGGUGUGAUGGGAGCCACAAGGUGUACGUAGAGAAAAUCGGGUUCAGGAGCUGCACGGUUUGCAAUGUGAACGGUCUGAUCCGGUGUCCUUCUUGUUCUUCGGUGCUCCGGCGCACCCCAAGAAAUAAAUAAAAGUUUCUUUUGGUCUUUUUAAGCAACAGAGAGUUGCUUAAGUUAAGGCUGUUAAUUA